AUGACCUUCAACUUCAACCUCGGCGCAGGCUUCAACCCGACUUUCGGCCGCGAUCCCGGUCCCCCUCCUCCAGGCAACUCCCUCGCAGCGCAAUCCAUCCCCCUUGACAGCGGCCCUCCUCCCCCUUACACAACCCGCAGCGCCCAAGCCCCCGUCAUCUACCACUGGACGACCCAGCCUUCCGGUCCCGGCAUCCCCCCAAUCACCUACUACUUCACCAUAAACCCGUCCAACCCCGCUGGCCCCGUCACUAUCCUCUACUGCCACGUGGGCUACCCGAACAGCAGUGGCAUGGCGACCGCCCAGACCGCCCUCGCUGCCCAGCCUGCUCAACCCCAAGCCUUCGCAGGCGUAGGCGUCGGACUACCCGCCAACGGCAUCGGCACAACCUGGGCGAUUGACGCCAACGGCCAAUAUUAUCAGUAUGUAUCCGGUAUCAACAAUAGCGGACGUGUCCCGCAACCUGCGCCCCUGAUAAACCCCGACUUCCCCGCCGGUAACCUGAUCAACUCCACAGGCGGCGUCGGCCUCGAGCCAGGGUACAACUACUUCUUCCAAACGGACCACGCGAACGUCGUGCGGCUGAUGUGUCCCACGGAGCCCUGGAAGCUGCAGCCGGGAACAUAUGACGCGAUUGAGUUCAUGCCGGUGAAAGUGCCAGCCAGCACAACAAUGGAGCAAUGGUUUGUGGGGAACGGUGUCGAUCACCCGGAUAAGAGCCUCAACCAGAUGUGGGAGGUGUAUCCGAAAGGCGGGGGGGCGUGGGGUUGGAAGGAGCAUAUUAGGGGGGAUGAUGAGGUCAUGAUGAAGAGGACUGUUCGGGAGAUGGGGUGGUGUGAGAAGAGGGGGGGUCAGUUACCGACGGUCAUCGGCGGCAACCCGCUUCACCUGACAGUCACCCCGAAUGCUCCGAGGAUGACCCCAGACGGUCGCAGCGAGCGUCAACGACGGAGAAAGAUACCUCUGGCCUGCGAACCAUGUCGCAUCCGCAAAUCGCGUUGCGACGGAGCAAAGCCGAUCUGCUCCACCUGUCGACGGCGCUCGCUGCCGCUCCACCAGUGCAUUUACACGCUGGAGAACGCUCGCACGGCCAGCAACGAGGCUUACAUUCGGGUCUUGCACGACCGUAUUCGCCGACUAGAACGGCUGUGUACCGACCAUGGCAUUCCCACUCCUCCCAUCGACUCCGUCAGUGACGACGCCCGGUCCCCGAGCGAGCCCCGGACGGACCCCCACUCUCUGAACCCCGCUCCUCGCCCGGGCGAAACUGCCCUGCAGCCCCCAGACCCCCCUACUCGGAGCCUGCCAGAACAUGCCCCCUCGCCGGCUGUAUCCCGCUGCCGACACAGCGCUGGCACUCCCGAGCCUGACAGGCUUGAUGACACAGAGAUCAGGACCAGUAUCACGGCCAUGGGCACGGUCUCCACUGAGGACGAUGCGUGUCAGGCCUUUGAAGCUGUAAAUGAGUUCUACGGCAGCUCGUCAGCGGCUUCGUUCAUGAAGGAAGCUUGUCUGGGGCUCGGGAGUUCUCCUGGAGCAGACUCGUCUACGAUCGUUUUUCACUGCGCUCUGAAUGGUAUCUUCGCCAUUGGCUGCCAGUUUGCGGAUUUGAACCCCAGAGAGAAGUUGACGGCAGUUGAAACCUUCUUCAACCGGGCCAAGGCAUUUGUGGGGUUGGACUUUUUAGACAUGCACAAUGUUGGGGUUGUCCAGGCCCUGCUACUAAUGGCCUUAUUGCUGCAAAGUACUCCCUUUGCCAGCAGGUGCUGGAACUCUGUGGGAGUGGCCUGUCGCGUGGCUCAGGGACUGGGCUUACACACUGAAUCAGGCCGGACUGCCCGUUCACCCCUAGAGACAGAGAUACGGAGGAGGACGUGGCAUGGAUGUGUCGUACUGGACAUGAUCGUCUGCAUGAUCUACGGACGGCCGACCAUGACAGCACACUUGCCCAGUUUGUCUCUUCCGUCGACAGAAGAAUUCGAUGGCGAAGAGCGACUACCACCAUCAGUACCAUCGAGAAUGAAUUUCUAUCUCGAAUACAUCCGGCAAUGCCGGAUAUUGGGCGAGAUAUUGUCCAGUGUAUACCAGUCAUCCCAGGGCGGAACACCAGGACCAUAUACGGCUGCCUACCAGGAGGAUUCUAGGCCCCAUGGCAUGGAUGAGAUUCUCAAGCUCGACGACAAACUUACGAGAUAUGAAAGUGAUGUCAAUCCGCUGCUGUCGUGGAAGAACCCUUGUGAUAUUAAUGCUUUCACUGGAGGCUUAGCCGUUAUCCUAGCCUAUCUCUGCCCUGCCCUCGUCGAGUCACUCGACAAGACGCGGCUGGAGAGUGCCUGGAUGGCAUGCCAGGAGAUCUUGACACACUUUGCGUCGUUUAGUAUAUCAGCCCAUCGAUCGUUGAAACUCCUGCGCAAGGUUCACGCGGACGUCAUGUCCCAUGUGAGCUCAGGCGUGGAUAUGCGCAGCUCUAAUGGAUUCUAG
Thermochaetoides thermophila DSM 1495 is the source of this 2481-nucleotide messenger RNA. Its product is annotated as putative fungal specific transcription factor. Gene Ontology annotation, molecular function: DNA-binding transcription factor activity, RNA polymerase II-specific; zinc ion binding; RNA polymerase II cis-regulatory region sequence-specific DNA binding. Gene Ontology annotation, cellular component: nucleus. The coding region runs from base 1 to 2481 and encodes 826 amino acids. Gene Ontology annotation, biological process: DNA-templated transcription; positive regulation of transcription from RNA polymerase II promoter by galactose. NCBI's taxonomy places the organism in Eukaryota, Fungi, Ascomycota, Sordariomycetes, Sordariales, Chaetomiaceae. The transcript has 7 exons. The record is from RefSeq and is a predicted model, not a curated record.